UUACCAAUUUAUCCGGAUAUCAGUUCCAUUUUUGCUGGUUGAAUCUCUCACUGGAAUGGCCACCCUAUCCUUUAAUUAUUUGCAAAGGUGCCACCCCACCACCACACUGAUCAAAACAAGCGGUUUGCUUUCUCGCUCUAAAAAUGGGCUCUUCUCUCUAACCCACCCUUCUAUCUUUUCAUAUUCUCUGUCUUUUCUCUCUUUGGAGCCCAAAUGGCUCAGAAAUUUUGCGGUCCAUGCGGAAAACCCUAACAGGAAUGUCGAUAAACAGCAGCUCAAUCUCUCUGUAUUACGUUUCACACUGGGAAUCCCUGGUUUUGAUGAGUCCAAUUUGCCCAGACUACUUGGCUCUGCAUUUGGGUUUUUGCUGCUAUUAAACCAUUUUCUUGGCGUGAACUCUGUGACACCUGCACAGCUGAGAUCAGAAGUUGUAGGCAUCUGCUUGGCCGCCUUUUCAAUCACUCUCCCUUAUAUCGGAAAGUUUCUGAAGGGCGCCAAUCCAGUGGAGCGCCAAUCCCUGCCAGAAGGGAACCAGCAGAUAUUUAUUCUGCCAGAAAGUGUAUCGGAUACUGUAAAGGAGGAUUUGGCUUGGGUAUCAUAUGUCUUGCUUCGGAAUACGAACACCAUAUCGGUGCUCAUCUAUGUCAAUGAUGCACUCUGCGUUCGUGGAUACUGGAAUACUCCACCAGAUGCAUCGAAAGCUCAACAAACCAAAUGGUUCAAGGAAAACAUCGAACAGAUAGGAUUUGCCAGCUUGAAUGAGGCACUAUAUUUCCCCCAAAUGAGAGAAUCAGAUCUUCAGAAUAUGUUACCAAAGGGAGCAGUUUCAGUGUUGGUAGAACCAGUGCUUGGAGUUCCUGAGAAUUCGAAGCCAUCACAAGGGUUCCUCUUGUUGGCAUCAAGUAUGGGCUAUGCAUAUCUAGAGAGAGAUAGGGCUUGGAUAAGAGCCUUGGCAAACAAAUUCAGAACCCGUGAGAGAAAGCCAGGAAAUAGCUAAAGGGAUGAGGUCAACACUCAUGCCAUUCUAUUCAUGCAUAACAAGAGAGAGAGAGAGAGAGAGAGAGAGGAGGAGUA
Molecule: messenger RNA, 1074 nt
Organism: Amborella trichopoda
Lineage: Eukaryota; Viridiplantae; Streptophyta; Magnoliopsida; Amborellales; Amborellaceae
Gene: HCF208
Product: chaperone (DUF2930)
Biological process (GO): cytochrome b6f complex assembly
Source: RefSeq, a predicted model, not a curated record